Messenger RNA from Paralichthys olivaceus (Japanese flounder), 5542 nucleotides. The record is from RefSeq and is a predicted model, not a curated record. NCBI's taxonomy places the organism in Eukaryota, Metazoa, Chordata, Actinopteri, Pleuronectiformes, Paralichthyidae.
GUCUCUCUCUCUCUCUCCGUCUGUAACCUAAACAAUGACUCCUACUACAGACCGGAGGACAGCACGCCAGUAGAAUGCGUUACCCAGCACGCAGCCCCUGCGUCUCGCUGCUACACCGACCCCUCGCUUAAAUGCGCCCACCGUAAACAUGUGGAUACCUACUGAGCAUGAGAAAUACGGCGUCGUGCUGGCCAGUUUCCGGGGGACCGUCCAGCAUGGCCUCCCACUGGAGAUUGGAGACACAGUGCAGAUCCUGGAGAAAUGUGAAGGCUGGUACCGAGGAUUCAUCUUGAAGAAUCCUAAUAUCAAGGGGAUCUUCCCUUGCAGCUACAUCCACUUGAAAAAUGCCCAUGUCAAGAAUAAAGGGCAAUUUGAGACCGUCACCCCUGUUGAAGACUCCGUCAUCACAGAGAUGACAUCAACGUUGCGAGACUGGGGUGCCAUGUGGAAACAACUCUACGUGAAGAACGAGGGGGAUUUGUUCCACCGGCUUUGGCACGUGAUGAAUGAAAUCCUGGACCUGAGGAGGCAGGUGCUGGUGGGCCACCUCACCCACGACCGCAUGAGGGAUGUGAAGCAGCACAUCACGGCGAGAUUGGACUGGGGCAACGAACAACUCGGCUUGGACCUGGUGCCCAGGCGAGAGUUCAGCAUGGUGGACCCAGAUGAAAUCAGCGUCACAGAGCUUUACAGACUGAUGGAACACCGGCAUCGUAAGAAGGAGACCACCGCACCCGCAAGCACCCAUCACUUGUUUGUCCACGUGAAGAGCCUGAUGAGCGCCAACCUGGGAGAGGAGCUCGAAGUCUUUUUCCACAUUUAUGACGGGCGAGAGAGCCGGCCGCUCAGUGAAAGGUUCUUCGUCAGGCUGAAUAAGAGCGGGUUGCCCAAGUCGCCGGAGAAGACGGAGAGACAAUGCACGCUGUUUGUGGAUUUGGGAAGCAGUGAUUUGCGAAAAGACGUCUACAUCAUUGUUCACAUCGUAAGAAUAGGGAGGAUGGGAGCAGGGGAGAAGAAGAACCUGUGUAGUGUGCAGUAUCGGCGGCCGUUUGGCUGUGCUGUCGUCAGCAUCGCCGAUCUCCUCACUGCUGACUCUAAGGACGACCACCUGCUCAAGGUUUAUGCGUGUAACACAGAGAGUGAGUGGUACCAGAUCCACGAGAACAUCAUCAAAAAGGCCAACUCCAGAUACAACCUGUCUGGAUCCAACACCGGCCUAGCUGUGGCUCUGCAGCUUCUCCACGGCGACAUCGAGCAGCUGAGACGGGAGUACAUGGUCCUCUUCACCCGCGGCGUGUCCAUCACCAGGAAACUGGGCUUCUCUGACGUCAUCAUGCCAGGAGAGAUGAGGAAUGACCUUUACAUCGCACUGGAGAAAGGAGAGUUUGAGAAGGGAGGGAAGAGUGUUGCCAGGAACGUAGAGAUCACGGUGUACGUGCUGGAUAUUGAUGGACAGAUUCUCAAGAGUCACGUGGCUGCCGGCUCGGGGGAACCAGGUGGGGACGAGUACCACUCCCUGGUGCUGUACCACAACAACAGUCCGCGCUGGGCGGAGCAGAUCAAGCUCCCCAUCCCGGUCGACAUGUUUCGGGGGUCGCACGUCCGCUUCGAGUUCCGACACUGCUCCACUAAAGACAAGGGGGAGAAGAAACUGUUUGGCUACUCCUUUGUUCCUCUGAUGCAGGAGGAUGGCAGGACUCUGCCAGAUGGCACCCAUGAGCUCAUUAUCCACAAGUGUGAGGAGAACACCAGCCUGGCCGACUGCUCGCGCUACCUGAAGCUGCCAUUCUCUAAGGCCAACCUCCCGUCCAACAACCAGACACUGAAGGGCACCAAGGAGUCUUUCUGGAUCACCAGCUUCCUCUGCUCCACCAAGCUCACACAGAAUGGUGAUAUGCUGGACCUGUUGAAGUGGAGAGCGCACCCCGAAAGGAUCAACGACAGCCUCUCUAAACUGAAGGAGAUCGAUGGCUCGGAGAUUGUCAAAUUUCUUCAGGACACCCUGGACACUCUCUUCGGCAUCCUGGAUGAAAGUUCUCAGAGAUACGGGCUGAAGGUGUUUGACUCACUGGUCCAUAUCAUCAACCUUCUCCAGGACAGCAAAUUCCAGCACUUCAAACCAGUCAUGGACACCUACAUCGAGAGCCACUUUGCUGGAGCUUUGUCCUACAGGGACCUGAUCAAAGUGCUGAAGUGGUACGUGGACCGCAUUGUUGACGCAGAGCAUCAGGAUCACAUACAGCAGGUCCUCAAGGCCAGCGAGUACAUCUUCAAGUACAUCAUCCAAUCUCGCCGGCUCUUCUCAUUGGCGACGGGAGGCCAGAGCGAGGAUGAGUUCAGGGUCUGCAUCCACGAGCUCUUCAUGUCCAUCCGCUUCUUCCUGUCGCAGGAAAACAAAGGCACCAGCCCCGUCGCACAAACACAGGCUGUGUUCCUGCGGACAUUUCCAGCCGUCUACGGCGAACUGCUGAAGAUCUUCACCGUGCGGGAGGUGGCCGGGUUCGUCAGGGAGAUGCUGGGCAGCCUGCCCACCACCGUCCACGCUGACUGCCCCCUGGAGGCCGUCAAACUGCAGUGCAUUGCCAAAACCGUGGAGAGCCAGCUUUAUAUUAACCCAGAAUCGCGGUGCAUCCUGCUGCCGGUGGUGCUCCGUGUCCUGCAGGCUCACAUGCAGGAGCAGAGAGACCUGGUCAUGUGCGCCCGCAUCCUCACCAGCAUGCUGUCGCUCAUCAAGAAGGAGGAGAAUGGUACCGCGGAGCCGGUGGUGUCUGAGGAGGUGGAGCUGAUUGUUGAGAGCCUGCUGGGAGUUCUCCUCAGGACCAUCCUGGAAAUUAGCAACCGGCCGCCGUCUGCUGGGCCCGCCAUGAGACUUCAGUGCCAGGAUGUCACUGACUUCCUCCUUCAGAUCUUCACAGUCUUCAGGAUCCUAAUCCGACCAGAAAUGUUCUCCAAAGACUGGACUGUCAUGCGGUUGGUCACCAACAAUGUCAUCAUCACAACGGUCCUGUACCUCUCCGACGCUCUGAGGAAAAACUUCCUCAAUGACAAGUUUGACUACAAGGUGUGGGACUCGUAUUUCUAUCUGUCUGUAAUAUUCAUCAACCAACCCUGUCUUCAACUGGAGUCCUUCUCUCCCUCCAAGAGGAAGAAGAUACUAGAAAAGUACGGAGACAUGAGGGUGAUGAUGGGCUGUGAGAUCUUCAGCAUGUGGCAGAAUUUAGGUGAACACAAGUUGAACUUCAUCCCGGCGAUGAUUGGUCCGUUCCUGGAGGUGACGCUGGUGCCGCAGCCCGAUCUGAGGAACGUCAUGAUCCCCAUCUUCCACGACAUGAUGGACUGGGAGCAGAGACGCAGUGGCAAUUUCAAACAGGUGGAGGCCAAGCUGAUCGACAAACUGGACAGCCUGAUGUCCGAGGGCAAAGGAGACGAGACGUACAGGGAGCUCUUCAACAGCAUAAUUCCUCUGUUUGGUCCGUACCCUAGCCUGCUGAAGAAGAUUGAGAGAGAGACGUGGAGGGAGAGCGGCAUCUCUCUGAUCGCUACCGUCACUCGCUUAAUGGAGAGAUUGCUGGACUACAGGGAUUGUAUGAAGCUGGGAGAGGUGGAUGGUAAAAAGAUUGGAUGUACUGUCAGUUUACUGAACUUCUACAAAACGGAGCUGAACAAAGAGGAGAUGUACAUCCGCUACAUUCACAAACUGUACGACCUGCACUUGAAAGCACAAAACUACACAGAGGCUUCAUACACUCUGUUGCUGUACGACGAGUUGCUGGAGUGGUCUGACCGACCGCUCAGAGAGUUCCUCAACUACCCAAUGCAGAGCGAGUGGCAAAGAAAAGAGUAUCUGCAUCUCACCAUCGUCCAGAACUUCGACAGGGGGAAGUGUUGGGAGAAUGGCAUCAUCCUGUGCAGAGAGCUGGCCGACCAGUACGAGUCUGACUACGACUACAGGAACUUGAGCAAGAUGAGGAUGAUGGAAGCCUCCCUCUACGACAAGAUCAUGGACCAGCAGAGACUAGAACCUGAGUUCUUCAGAGUCGGCUUCUAUGGAAAAAAGUUCCCUUUCUUCUUACGGAAUAAGGAGUUUGUGUGCCGCGGCCAUGACUACGAGAGGCUGGAGGCUUUCCAGCAGCGGAUGCUCAACGAGUUCCCCCACGCCAUCGCCAUGCAGCACGUCAACCAGCCGGACCAGACCAUCUACCAGGCGGACGCACAGUACCUGCAGAUCUACGCCGUAACUCCGAUCCCGGAGAGUCAGGACGUGCUGCAGAGAGACGGAGUGCCCGACAACAUCAAAAGCUUCUACAAGUUCAAUCACAUCUGGAGGUUCAGAUACGACCGGCCCUUUCACAAGGGCACCAAAGACAAGGAGAACGAGUUCAAGAGCCUGUGGGUGGAGAGAACGACCCUGACGCUGGUCCAGAGCCUCCCGGGCAUCUCCCGCUGGUUCGAGGUGGAGAAGAGGGAGUUGGUGGAGGUGAGCCCGCUGGAGAACGCCAUCGAGGUGAUCGAGAACAAGAAUCUGCAGUUGCGCACAUUGAUCACCCAGUGUCAGAGCCGGCAGAUGCAGAACAUCAACCCUCUCACCAUGUGCCUGAACGGGGUCAUCGACGCCGCUGUCAACGGGGGGCUGGCCCGCUACCAGGAGGCCUUUUUCGUGAAGGACUACAUAAUGAAUCACCCCGAGGAUGGAGAGAAGAUCGGGCGUCUGAGGGAGCUCAUGUUUGAACAGGCUCACAUCCUGGAGUACGGCCUCGCUGUGCAUGAAAAGGUUGUUCCUCAGGACAUGAGGCCUCUCCACAAGAAGCUGGUGGACCAGUUUCACUUGAUGAAGUCCAGUCUUGGCAUACAGGAGUUUCCUGCUUAUGUUGGCGCAAGCCCGUUGCACUUCACCAAUGGAAGCCCGCGAACCUGCAGGAACUCUGUGCCCAACAUCAUCAGCCCAGACGGUGGCAGAGGGAUUGUCAGGCGGAGUUACCCGGCGGUGAACCGCUACUCCUCGUCCUCUCUGUCGUCUCAAGCCUCCAAUGAAGUCAGUAACAUCACAGGACAAUCAGAGAGCUCGGAUGAAGUCUUCAACAUGCAGACCAUGGUGCCACCUUUCACCCCUUCGCCCACCGAGUGCCAGUCCGCCAGCCUGGUCUCCAACUCCCCUGUCCUCUCCGGCAGCUACAGCAGCGGCAUCUCCUCGCUCAGUCGCUGCAGCGUGUCGGAGGCCUCGGGCACGGAGCUGCCCGUAGGGGACCAUCCGCCCCACCCGCUGCCUCCGCCCACCACCUUGCCAAACUCCGUCUCCAGCGGCUCCGAUGAGCCUAUCCGCAGGGAGAACAAGACCCCGCCUCCUUACAGCGUGUACGAGAGGAACAACCCGCGCAGACCUGUGCCACUGCCCCACAGCCUCUCCAUCCCCCCGCAGAUUGACCCCCCCGCGCUGCCGCCCAAGCCUCACCAGCUCCGCACGGGCAGCAUGAAGCUGGAAGGAACCUCGGACCCCCGGGUCCCAAGACCAAGGCCUCUGCCCAGGAAGGUGUCCCAGCUAUAG